CUCCGAUUCCUCGCGUUGCGACAAAGAUGGCUGCGAGCUUGGUGGUCGACCGACUUCGGCUGGAAAUUGAUAUGAUGCGGCGGGACACAAGUCUGUGGUGGCUCCAUUCGCUGCCGGACAUUACGAUUCAGUCGCUUGUCCAGGGCACGAACGGCGUCUCGAUCAUGGCAGAUAUCCUGCCGUCGCCAGAGCUCGAGUUGCCGGGUGACCCGACAACGAUCGAAUUCCUCGUGAACGCCAAGUACGGCAGCCACCCGCCUGUCGUGCGGUGUCUCGGCGCAUUUGUCCAUGGCAUUUGCGACGUCAAGUCCAGAGUAGUCACUCUCCCCAUGCUGGCGCGGGUCGAACGGGGAUGGUCCAAGUCGUACUCGAUAGGGUCCGUGCUGCACACGAUCCGGCGCGCGUUCAUGCGAAAGCCGUCGGCGGACGGCGCGCUUGGCGGCGGCAUUGGUGUAUGGGAAAUCCGGUCCAAGUAUCUCCAGUACAUGGAAGCAAAGCAUCACAUCGCGUCGAGUACAGUCGUCGUUGCCCACAGUGCCGGCGUCGGCUGCAGCUCGGUCGGCGCGCGGGAGAUCAUGGAAGACUCGCUCAUUUGCGUCGACGAGUUGGCUUGUGGGACGAGCAGCACGCUCGGAUUCCAACCGGCGCUGUACUGCGUUGCGGAUGGCCAUGCUGGCAUCACAUGCGCCGACUACUUGAUGAAACACCUGCCCACGGCCGUGGGCUCCACGCUUGGCCAGGACAAGAGCCCUCGGGAAGCCCUGUACCGGGCCUUCACGCAAGUCGACGCAGCAUUCAACGACUGGGCGAUUGCCAACAACGACAUGUCGGGCAGCACGUGCAUAUGCGUGUUGUACGAUGGCUUGGACAAACUAUACUGCGCCAACGUGGGCGACUCUCGCGCACUACUCAUCCGAGGUGGGCAUCCUAUUCAGAUCUCCCGAGACCAUCGGUCAGUGGACGCUGAGGAGCAAGGCUACAUCGUGAGCCGCGGAGGCUUCAUCACGAACGACCGGACAUUUGGCCAGCUGACCGUGACCCGGGCGUUCGGAGACGUCGACAUCAAGAAACAGUUUGGGUCUUCGUUGUGUGCGGUGCCAGAGAUCUCAGAGUGGACAGUGAGUCCGUCGGGCGAUAUCGUUGUGCUGGCGUCCGACGGGCUGUUCGCCGUGAUGGACAACCGCACAGUUGCAACCAUCGUCACGACGAUGCUGAACAAGAAUGCAACGCUGCAGGCGAUUGCAAACGAGUUGGUUCGGAUAUGCGUCGACGAAAGGCACGGAGAGGACAACACGUCUGUGAUUGUGGUCGAAGUGACGUCGGACAGCCUCCACGACCGCAGCAUAGCCAAGGCCGCGAACGGAGAGAUAUACAAUGAGGCAGCUGUCGACGAUGCGAUAGCACUCAAGGCGGACAAGUCUGUAGACAAGUUGCUUCAAGAUCUGUCGCUUCAAGACGAUGGAGUGGGAGUGGGCGGGCCACCGUCUACGACCAAGUCGGAAGCGCUGCGUCGUCCCAUGGCGACUGUGAAUCGCGCGGCCCUCCAAAACGACCAAGAGCUCAUGGAAUUCCUUCUCGACGAGCAAAACUUUUCGUCGUGAGAACGAUCUUUGGGCGGUUUCAGAUAUAUGCCAGUGAAUACAUGCAUUCUUGACUGGCA
Aphanomyces invadans is the source of this 1660-nucleotide messenger RNA. RefSeq lists its product as hypothetical. Gene Ontology annotation, biological process: protein dephosphorylation. The record is from RefSeq and is a predicted model, not a curated record. The coding region runs from base 27 to 1601 and encodes 524 amino acids. The transcript has 7 exons. Gene Ontology annotation, molecular function: protein serine/threonine phosphatase activity. Lineage: Eukaryota; Oomycota; Saprolegniomycetes; Saprolegniales; Verrucalvaceae.